CGAAAUCUAGCAGUGACGUCGGAGGCGGCUUACGUUCUUCGUGACGGAAGUCUGGUUCUUUUCUGUCACUCAGCGGACUCCGGUGCACAACCAGUUCACAAAGGCAGCCGGCACAAAGUACAAACUGCAGAUAGGAUUAAACGGUCAAGGACUAUCUAUUCUUCUCCAGCAAAUUGAAACUCCUUUUCCGUUUGAGCUGAAGAAGAAGAAGGAGGUUACACUUCUCUUUUCUGUUGUGGCACUGGGGACAUCCAGGAACUAUUGAGUGUGGGUGGUGCUUGUUCAAAAGACUGCGAUGCACCGCUUAAGGACUUGUGUGGCACGACUCCGGCCGAUCACGGCCUCACAGACUGCUAAAAAUCUGUCACAGCAGAGGCCAGCUGCCACCCCUAGGACGUUUCAGCCAUUCAGGUGCUACACGGCACCGGUGGCCGCAGAGCCGUUUCUGAAUGGAACAAGCUCUAACUAUGUCGAGGAGAUGUACUAUGCAUGGUUGGAGAAUCCCAAGAGUGUGCACAAGUCUUGGGACAUUUUCUUCAGAAAUGCUAAUGCUGCUGCCCCCCCGGGUACAGGCUACCAGAGUCCUCCUCCAAUGGGAGUUAGUCUGGCUGGGCUCCCUAAGGCCCAGUCUCUGGUGGGGGCCCAGCCGAAAGUGGAGAAACUGGUGGAAGACCAUCUGGCAGUCCAGUCCCUCAUCAGGGCCUAUCAGAUACGUGGUCACCAUGUGGCUCAGCUGGACCCUCUGGGGAUUAUGGAUACUGAUCUGGAUUCAUGCGUUCCCAAUGACAUUAUUACAUCAUCGGAUAAACUCGGUUUCUAUGGGCUGGAAGAGUCUGAUCUGGAUAAAGUGUUCCACUUGCCCACCACUACCUUUAUCGGGGGCAAUGAGAGCGCUCUGCCCCUCAGGGAGAUCAUCCGCCGCUUAGAGAUGGCGUAUUGCCAGCAUAUAGGGGUUGAGUUUAUGUUCAUCAAUGACCUGGACCAGUGUCAGUGGAUCAGACAGAAGUUUGAGAGUCCUGGAGUGAUGCAGUUCAGCCUGGAGGAGAAGAGGACACUGCUGGCUCGCAUGGUCCGCUCCACCAGGUUUGAGGAGUUCCUGCAGAGGAAAUGGUCAUCUGAGAAGCGAUUUGGGCUGGAGGGAUGUGAGAGUCUGAUCCCAGCGCUCAAAACCAUCAUUGAUAAAUCCAGCGAUAAGGGAGUAGACACUGUCAUCAUGGGAAUGCCUCACAGAGGGCGUCUGAACGUGCUUGCCAAUGUGAUCCGUAAGGAACUGGAGCAAAUUUUCUGUCAGUUUGACUCUAAACUGGAAGCUGCUGAUGAGGGUACAGGAGAUGUCAAGUACCACUUGGGCAUGUACCACAGGAGGAUAAAUCGUGUGACUGACAGAAAUAUUACUUUGUCAUUGAUGGCCAACCCUUCCCAUCUGGAAGCGGUGAACCCAGUGGUGCAGGGAAAGACUAAAGCGGAGCAGUUCUACUGCGGAGACACAGAAGGCAAUCAGGUGAUGUCCAUUUUGAUCCAUGGUGAUGCUGCUUUUGCAGGUCAAGGCAUUGUCUAUGAAACCUUCCAUCUGAGUGAUCUGCCGUCCUACACUACACAUGGCACUGUGCACGUGGUAGUCAACAACCAGAUCGGUUUCACCACAGAUCCUCGUAUGGCGCGCUCCUCUCCAUAUCCUACUGAUGUUGCCCGUGUGGUCAAUGCCCCCAUAUUCCACGUCAACGCAGAUGAUCCUGAAGCUGUAGUGUACGUGUGCAACGUGGCCGCAGAGUGGAGAGCCACCUUCCACAAAGAUGUGGUGGUGGACCUGGUAUGUUACCGCCGUAAUGGCCACAACGAGAUGGAUGAGCCAAUGUUCACCCAGCCACUGAUGUACAAACAGAUCAAGAAGCAGAAGGGAGUUCUGCAGAAAUAUGCUGAGAAGCUCAUCGCCGAAGGUGCCGUCUCACUACAGGAGUAUGAGGAAGAGAUUUCCAAGUAUGACAAAAUCUGUGAGGAAGCUUAUGCUCGCUCAAAGGAUGAGAAGAUCCUCCACAUCAAGCACUGGCUGGACUCCCCCUGGCCAGGUUUUUUCACUCUGGACGGUCAACCUAAGAGUAUGAGCUGCCCAUCCACUGGUCUGCCAGAGGAGGAGCUGUCCCACAUCGGACGAGUGGCGUCAUCAGUACCCGUGGAGGACUUCACAAUUCAUGGAGGUCUGAGUCGUAUUCUGAAGGGCCGUGCUGACAUGAUCAAGAACAGGACCGUGGACUGGGCUCUGGGAGAGUACAUGGCCUUUGGCUCUCUGCUCAAGGAGGGCAUCCAUGUGCGUCUCAGCGGCCAAGAUGUGGAGAGAGGAACCUUCAGUCACCGUCACCAUGUUCUCCAUGACCAGAACGUAGACAAGAGGAUCUGCAUUCCCAUGAACCACGUAUCCCCUAACCAAGCCCCGUACACUGUCUGCAACAGCUCUCUGUCGGAGUACGGAGUACUAGGUUUUGAGUUGGGCUUUGCUAUGGCCAGUCCUAAUGCUCUGGUUCUGUGGGAGGCCCAGUUUGGAGACUUCCAUAACACGGCUCAGUGUAUAAUAGACCAGUUCAUCUGCCCUGGCCAAGCUAAAUGGGUCCGCCAGAACGGCAUUGUCUUACUGCUGCCACAUGGCAUGGAGGGCAUGGGUCCCGAGCACUCCUCUGCCCGUCCAGAGCGCUUCCUGCAGAUGUGCAAUGAUGACCCGGACUUUAGUCCUAAAGCCACUGAUGACUUUGAGGUGCGUCAGCUGUAUGACUGCAACUGGAUCGUCGUAAACUGUUCAAAUCCCGCCAACUAUUUCCAUGUUAUAAGGAGGCAGAUCCUUCUUCCCUUCAGGAAACCUCUUAUUGUCUUCACUCCCAAGUCUCUGCUGCGUCAUCCGGAGGCCAAGUCUAACUUUGACCAGAUGCUACCAGGCACUCAUUUCCAGCGCGUGAUCCCAGAUGAUGGACCGGUCACUCAAAACCCCUCAGAGGUGAAGCGCAUCGUCUUCUGUACAGGAAAGGUCUAUUACGAGCUCACGCGUGAACGCAAAGCACGCAGCAUGGAGGACUCUGUGGCGAUCACUCGCAUUGAGCAGCUCUCUCCUUUCCCGUUUGACCUGGUGAAGGCUGAGACUGAGAAAUAUCCCAAUGCUGACCUGGUCUGGUGUCAAGAGGAGCAUAAGAACCAGGGAUACUACGACUACGUCAAGCCCCGCAUGCGCACCACCAUCAACCGUGCCAAGCCUGUCUGGUAUGCCGGACGUGAUCCUGUCGCCGCCCCGGCCACAGGAAACAAGAACACCCAUCUUCUGGAGCUGAAACGUUUCCUUGACACUGCCUUCAACCUGGAUGCCCUCAAAGACCACAUCUAAACCUGUCCUUCAG
This is a messenger RNA of Carassius carassius (crucian carp), 3377 nucleotides long. Its product is annotated as 2-oxoglutarate dehydrogenase complex component E1-like. Gene Ontology annotation, cellular component: mitochondrion; oxoglutarate dehydrogenase complex. Gene Ontology annotation, molecular function: thiamine pyrophosphate binding; oxoglutarate dehydrogenase (succinyl-transferring) activity. Bases 296 to 3364 code for a protein of 1022 amino acids. Lineage: Eukaryota; Metazoa; Chordata; Actinopteri; Cypriniformes; Cyprinidae. The transcript is spliced from 23 exons. Gene Ontology annotation, biological process: tricarboxylic acid cycle. The record is from RefSeq and is a predicted model, not a curated record.